Messenger RNA from Bemisia tabaci, 2619 nucleotides. Its product is annotated as short-chain specific acyl-CoA dehydrogenase, mitochondrial. Gene Ontology annotation, biological process: butyrate catabolic process; fatty acid beta-oxidation using acyl-CoA dehydrogenase. The record is from RefSeq and is a predicted model, not a curated record. Gene Ontology annotation, molecular function: flavin adenine dinucleotide binding; short-chain fatty acyl-CoA dehydrogenase activity. Lineage: Eukaryota; Metazoa; Arthropoda; Insecta; Hemiptera; Aleyrodidae. Gene Ontology annotation, cellular component: mitochondrion.
UUUGUGCAGAUAGUAAUAAGCUUUGUGUUCUAAUUUCUGCAAGUGAUGAAAAAUGUGCUCCAUACUUUAUCUUCUUUAUAUUGCAUGAGUUAUUAGCACAUGCACUUUGAUAUAUUUUGACAUAUUUACCGACAGCAGUAAACAAUUUAUUCCCUCCUGAAAGAGAUGAUUCUGCAAGGUAAUUUAUGGCAGUCAUGUAAAAUUUUUUUUCGUAUUUAUUGGUGGUAGCUCAUGUAGUUUGUAACGUUUUUUGAAUGAGUUUCUGAAGUAUUUCUGUAAAUGUCUUCUUCCGCAUGAAGUUAAUUGCUACAGAGUAACACUUUUUUUUUUUUUUUUUGUAACCGUCAACAGAAUAACACUUGUCAGAACGGAAUUAGAAAAUUUCCUGUCCAAUUGAGUCUUCACUUUUAUAAUUAUAAGAUAAGACAAUUUAGGAGAAAAAUUUAAUUUUUAAAUUGAAGUAAGUCAGAUAUUGUAAUAUUUCUUCGCUGCCGCCUCCCCUCAUUUAUUGAAAAUGUUGCACUCAGACUAUCGCUCUCUAAUUAUAUUGAACUACUUCUUGAAUUUCGACUUGUCAAAAGUCAUUAUCAACAUUCAUGAGAUUUAUUGCAUGUUAAUAUGCAGAAAUUACCCACCUACUUUAAUGCAUGUUUUAUCCUUCAAAUUUUUUUCAUUGUCUUUUGUUUUUUGUUUGAUCUUUGUUUUAGCUUUUCUGUUUUAGUUUGUAGUUUUCUCCUACCUUCUUUGAUUGAUGUUUGGCAGAAACUAAAAUUUUAAAAGCAACUUACAGUUAGCGAAGAGUCCCCAUCUCUUUCUUCAGUUAUCUCUGUCAGUGUUUAUUAUCUCAAGCAAGUAAUCAUCAUGUUUAUUCCUCACCCAUGUGCGUAAUGCCUGUUUUUGAUGAUUCCAAAUGUAUCUAUUUUUAUUACAUAAUCAGUAACUCUUUCUUUCACACCAUCAAUAUCUUAUCUAGAAUUUUCCUUAUCUGCGGCCCAGCCUGCUUUCACUACAAAUCAGAAAUCAGCAAAUCAUUCCAGACAACACCUCAGUUUAGUUACGUUGGUUUUUUAUCAGUGCUUUUAUGUCUUGCUCAGUUUUUUUUCAUUUUUAAAUCAAGGUCUUAAGAAUCCAAACGGUUGGAUCAGAAUACAGAAAAGUCUUUUUCACCUGUAUUAUUGUUUUUUCUGGUUUCUCUUCUGUGGCAUAUUUUAAUUUCAUUCAUUGGUGUUUUAAUUUUACAGUAUGUCUGUGAUAAAUUCAAAAUUGAAUCUGUUGCUGAAUAAUUGUAGUGCUUUGAAAGGAGUAUGCAGCAGGCACAUGGCGCUUGGAGUUUUACCAGAAGUUCAUCAAAUGCUGAAAAAAACAUGCAGAGAAUUUGCUGAAACUGAAUUGAAGCCAAUUGCUGCCAAACUUGACAAAAACCAUGAAUAUCCAGCUGAGCAGAUAAAGAAAAUGGGAGAGCUUGGUCUAAUGGGAGUCAAUGUAAAUGAAGAAUAUGGUGGUUCAGGUCUGGAUUCUCUGGCCCUUUCUAUCGCAGUCGAAGAAAUUUCAAGAGGCUGCGGAGGCACAGGCGUUAUUAUGAGUGUUCAUAAUACUUUGUACGCAAAUUUCUUAGAUAAAUACGGAUCAAAAGAGCAGAAAGAAAAAUACUUGCCAAAGUAUGUCGAUGGAACCCAUGUCGGCUGCUUUGCUAUCAGCGAACCAGGUAGUGGAAGUGAUGCAGCAUCCAUGCUAGCCUCUUAUAAAAAAGAGAAAGAUUGUUGGAUAUUGAAUGGGACCAAGGCCUGGGUCACAAGUGGAAUUGAAGGCAAAGCUGUUGUUGUGUUUGCAAAUGGUGACCGAUCAAAAGGUCAUCUUGGAAUUUCUGCCUUCAUCAUCCCUAUUCCGACUGAGGGUCUAUCGCAUGGAAAGAAAGAAGAUAAAUUAGGAAUCAGAGCAUCAUCUACUUGCAAUAUUAUAAUGGAAGAUGUGCGCAUUCCGCUAGAAAAUUUGGUUGGUAAAGAAGGUGAAGGCUUCAAAAUGGCUUUGGCGACAUUAGACAGUGCAAGAAUAGGAAUUUCUUCCCAAGCGUUGGGAAUUGCUCAAGCAGCUCUUGACUGCGCCAUCGAUUAUGCAGAUAAGAGGAUCGCUUUCAACAAGCCGAUCUUGAAGCUUCAGGCAGUACAGCUACGGUUAGCAGAAAUGACCACUCGUUUGGAGGCCGCCAGACUCAUGACGUGGAAGGCUGCAGCAAUGAGAGAUGCCGGACUCAGAUUUACAAAGUAUUCUUCCAUGGCUAAAUAUACUUCUUCAGAAGCUGCCACUUUUGUUACCCACAAUGCCAUUCAGAUCUUAGGUGGAAUGGGUUACGUGACAGAUAUGCCAGCAGAAAGACACUACAGAGAUGCCAGGAUAACAGAAAUAUAUGCUGGUGUUACAGAUGUACAAAAACUAGUCAUAGCCGGUCUUCUUGCAAAAGAGUAUGGUUUGGAAGUGCGAUAAUGCUUGCUAUUCACAGGGUUUUCUUUUUUCAUGUGCCUGUUUGAUGUGCUUACAUUUCACUAAUUUAUUACACCCAUUUUAUGUUUUUACCAUAAGUUAUUUUGUAUAUAGUCUGAUUAAAACUUAAUUUUUAAAAAA